AGCGGCGCGAGCCGGGCGCCUGAGAACGUUCGCCUCGGGGGCGGCUCCGGGGCCUGAGCGGGCGCCGCCGCCGUCUCAGCCGCGGGGGCUGGGCCGGAGGAGGCGGAGGAGGCUGCGGCCGCCGGAGACCUUCUCAACGCCCCCCAGCUCCGGCCGGGAAGAUGAUUGAGGAAAGUGGGAACAAGCGGAAGACCAUGGCAGAGAAGAGGCAGCUGUUCAUAGAAAUGCGUGCUCAGAAUUUUGAUGUCAUACGACUAUCAACAUACAGAACAGCUUGCAAAUUACGAUUUGUACAAAAACGAUGCAACCUCCAUCUUGUUGAUAUCUGGAACAUGAUUGAAGCCUUCCGAGACAAUGGCCUUAAUACACUGGACCAUACCACUGAAAUAAGUGUGUCCCGCCUCGAGACCGUCAUCUCAUCCAUCUACUACCAGCUGAACAAGCGCCUUCCUUCUACUCACCAAAUCAGCGUGGAGCAGUCCAUCAGCCUCCUCCUCAACUUCAUAAUUGCUGCAUAUGACAGUGAGGGCCGAGGCAAGUUGACGGUAUUUUCAGUUAAAGCUAUGUUAGCAACCAUGUGUGGUGGAAAAAUGCUGGACAAAUUGAGAUAUGUUUUCUCCCAGAUGUCAGAUUCCAAUGGCUUAAUGAUAAUUAGCAAGUUUGACCAGUUUCUGAAGGAAGUGCUGAAGCUCCCAACAGCUGUCUUUGAAGGGCCAUCUUUUGGUUACACAGAGCACUCAGUCCGCACCUGUUUUCCACAGCAGAAAAAGAUAAUGCUAAACAUGUUUCUAGACACCAUGAUGGCCGAUCCUCCUCCCCAGUGCCUUGUCUGGCUGCCUCUGAUGCACAGGCUUGCCCAUGUCGAGAACGUCUUCCAUCCUGUGGAGUGCUCCUAUUGCCGGUGUGAGAGUAUGAUGGGUUUCCGGUACCGAUGCCAGCAGUGCCACAACUACCAGCUCUGCCAAAAUUGCUUUUGGCGUGGCCACGCCAGUGGCCCUCACAGCAACCAACACCAGAUGAAGGAGCAUUCCUCCUGGAAAUCCCCUGCAAAGAAGCUGAGCCAUGCAAUUAGUAAAUCCUUGGGGUGUGUACCCACCAGAGAACCCCCGCAUCCUGUUUUUCCUGAGCAACCAGAGAAACCACUUGACCUUGCAAAUAUAGUUCCUCCUCGCCCUCUGACUAAUAUGAAUGACACCAUGGUGAGCCACCUGUCCUCCGGAGCGCCCACUCCCAGCAAGAGGUUACAGUAUAGCCAGGAGAUACCCAGUCACUUGGCUGAUGAGCAUGCGCUGAUAGCCUCCUAUGUGGCCCGUCUGCAGCACUGCACACGUGUCCUGGACAGUCCGAGCCGACUGGACGAGGAACAUCGGCUUAUAGCUCGCUAUGCUGCCCGGCUGGCUGCAGAGGCAGGAAACAUGACUCAUCCUCCCACUGACUUGAGCUUUAACUUUGAUGCCAACAAACAACAAAGACAACUUAUUGCAGAACUGGAAAACAAAAACAGAGAGAUCCUGCAGGAGAUUCAGCGUCUCCGUCUGGAGCACGAGCAGGCGUCCCAGCCCACCCCGGAGAAGGCCCAGCAGAACCCCACGUUGCUGGCAGAGCUGCGGCUGCUGAGGCAGAGGAAAGAUGAACUGGAGCAGAGGAUGUCGGCGCUGCAGGAGAGCAGGCGGGAGCUGAUGGUCCAGCUGGAAGGGCUGAUGAAGCUGCUGAAGGAGGAAGAGCAAAAGCAGGCAGCUCAGGCCACAGGAUCACCACAUACAUCACCCACUCACGGAGGCGGCCGCCCAAUGCCCAUGCCCGUGCGCUCCACGUCGGCCGGCUCCACCCCAACCCACUGCCCGCAGGACUCGCUGGGCAGCGGGGACAUGCAGGAGGCCUUCGCCCAAGGUACGAGGAGGAACCUCCACAAUGACCUGCUGGUGGCUGCUGACUCCAUCACCAACACCAUGUCGUCCCUGGUGAAGGAGCUCCACUCAGAAGCCAGCAUUCACCUAGGUGUCCCCUACCAGCAGAGGAAGGUGCAGAGGAAGAAGAAGAGAAGAUGCAGAAUGGGAAAGACAGAGGUUAGCAGAGGAGCCAGGACAGAGAGGAUGCGCGGGCACAGGGGACGUGAAGUGAGCUGGCACCGACACGAGAAGGCGAGGUCCUCCCACAGAGGCACGUUCCUGUCCAUUUUCCCACUGCACACCUGGGCCAGGCUUGCAGGCUGCCAGACGUCACCACCUGCGGGGGAGAGGGAAGUGCAAGCCGCUGGGAAGUGGGAGGGAGCCCUGGUGCCGCCGCGGGCGUGCCCCCACCUCGCACAGUCCUGCAUGAACUAGCAUCUUCAUCACUCCCCUCCGGGCACAGUCUCAUCGCUGCACCAGGAAUUUACUGGAGGUUGAAAAGAGAAAAGAAACAGCACGAAUCUCCUGUGUGUGUGACCUGAUGGACUUCUUGCUGGCUUCUCACCAGCUCGCGGGGUGCUCCCCAGGGAGUGGGGCACAAGUUUCCUCCCUACCUUUGACCUUUAGAAACCCAACAGGUUUUCUCCCCUCUGUCGUGCAAAGACAGCUUCGGGCCUUACUCAGUUCUACAAACAUUCACACCCUGGCCACAGUGCUAAAAAUAGCCUUCCUUUCUCUCA
Molecule: messenger RNA, 2629 nt
Organism: Camelus dromedarius (Arabian camel)
Lineage: Eukaryota; Metazoa; Chordata; Mammalia; Artiodactyla; Camelidae
Gene: DTNB
Product: dystrobrevin beta
Exons: 22
Coding region: 162-2324 (720 amino acids)
Biological process (GO): synaptic signaling
Cellular component (GO): plasma membrane; synapse
Molecular function (GO): zinc ion binding
Source: RefSeq, a predicted model, not a curated record